CGUGUGUUCAAAAUGGCUUCCAGAAAUAAUGGUUCUCGUAAAAGCGAGGAAGAAAAUUUGCUCGCGGAAAAUGACCGAAUGCUUGAUAGCUUAGCCGGAAAAGUUUCUAGACUUAAAGCUAUAGCUGUUGACAUAAAGCAGGAUGCUGAUAACCAAAAUCAAUAUUUGGAUGGCAUGGAUGAUCAGUUUAGUGGUGCUGGUGGUUUGCUAAAAGGAAGUGCACAGAGACUACAAAAAGUCAUAAGUCAUGCUGGAUCGGACAGAAAGUGCAUGUGCUAUAUGAUUCUGGGACUAGUGACUGCGUUCUUUGUUUUGUAUUAUGGACUUGCAUGGAUAAAAACAUAACCUAAUGCAGGUAAUUGUAAAAUAGUGUAACAUUGAAAAUGAAUAUUGAUAUAUUAUUGAAAAGCCUAUAUUUCAUGUGUACAUCAAAAACCG
Molecule: messenger RNA, 438 nt
Organism: Dendronephthya gigantea
Lineage: Eukaryota; Metazoa; Cnidaria; Anthozoa; Malacalcyonacea; Nephtheidae
Product: BET1-like protein
Exons: 4
Coding region: 13-345 (110 amino acids)
Biological process (GO): regulation of retrograde vesicle-mediated transport, Golgi to ER; retrograde transport, endosome to Golgi
Cellular component (GO): SNARE complex; Golgi trans cisterna
Molecular function (GO): SNAP receptor activity
Source: RefSeq, a predicted model, not a curated record